Messenger RNA from Moesziomyces aphidis, 3672 nucleotides. NCBI's taxonomy places the organism in Eukaryota, Fungi, Basidiomycota, Ustilaginomycetes, Ustilaginales, Ustilaginaceae. The record is from the annotation of a GenBank genome assembly.
AUGGACGCACACACACUCAAUGCAUGGACCCGCUUCGCCCUCCAGAAGGGCGGCAUCGGCUCAUGCACAGCCCUCAUCGACAAUCCUGCCACAGAGCCAGAGGAUCUCAUGUUCAUGUCCGGCGAAAAGAUCAUCGUCCUCCGCAGACUAGACGACGACGCUUCCGACGCCAACGGUCGUCCCAUCAGCAGCGCAAGCUCUUCCAACCCAAAAAGACGCAGCGACGUCCUCCCCGACUCCGAAGCAUGGUUCCUUGGUUACUGCGAAGGCGUCGUAGGCCGCUUCAAGGGAACACACGUCCAGUUCCACGCACGUCUCAAGAAGCCCGUUCUCAUGCGCCGCAGCGCCGCAGGAAGCAUCCGCGAUUCCAGCAUGCGUCCCAUGUCCAAGAGCGAAGCCGCAAAGAUGCAUCUCUCCCAAGUGCCUGCAGGCAUCCCCUUUGCAGCCGUCAACUCGGACGACGAGGAAGACGCCGCCCUCGCAUCGCCGGUCGACCGCCGAGGUGCCCAGCAGCCGCCUUCCUUUGCCGCUUCGGCGGCAAGCCAUGCAGCUUCAUCAACCCACGCACCCACCUCGGCGGCUGUCGCCCGCCCCUCUGCAUCCGCCGUGCCCCCACUCAAGCAAGGCCGCUUCGGCCUCACCACUCCGCCACUCUCGGACGAGGGCCACCUUCGCAAGCAGUCUGCACGUCGCAGACCUGUCCACGGCAACAAUGACGACGAUUCGGACGAUUCCACAUCGCUCCUCCCUUGGGCCAGGCACAGCCGCGAAAGUAGCGCCGCUUCCCUCUCCAGCCCCGCCGCCGCCGGACGAUCUGCAGCGCUGCCUCCCACCCGCAACGGCUCGCUCGCAGGCCCUGGCCCACGCGCACCGGCACGCACUUCAUCUGCUUUCGCCCACGACUAUGACCACGCCCAUCCCAACGGCCACGGCCUGCCCACCAUCCACCACCUCCCGCCCUCGCCCAUCUCGUCCAGCGAGUCGCCCGUGCACGCCCAAGCCAACUCCACCCUUCCUUCCAUCACCACCACCGCCACCUCCUCCUCCUCCCGGUCCGACUCGCUCUCUGGCAACACCACCGCCACCACGAUUGCCGCCACAAAUCCCACCGCCACGGCCAGCUCGGCAGCCGACCUGGCCUCGCGCACCUCAUGCACCUCCUCCAACUCCACCACCUCCACCAACGACGACUCGGACGACGAUAACGCCGUCGACAACCGCCGCAGGGACUACACCUUUUCCAUCUACGACGUCUACGGCCGCGACUCGGUCGCCUUCCCCAACUUUGACUUCCGUCAGUACGGCAGCAAGUCGUCGCUCGCCAAGCUCGCCGCUUCCAAGUCCACCGAGUCGCUCAACGUGCCCAGCCAGCGCUCCUCGAGCGCGACCGACUCGCCUCAGCAGAAGCCCCACCCGCUUUCGUCCGCGCAACACCCAGGGUCCAUGCACCACCCUGCCGCCACGCCCCAAGCCACCGCCGGUCCUCGCCGUCCAGCACAGCUAGUCGUGCCACCCGGCGUAGAUGCUUCCAUCCCCUUGGCGUUGCGCUCGCCAUCCGGUCGUCGUCCAAGUGCGGCUCCCGAUCCGAGAUCCGCCGGUGUGGACGGUGGACGUGCUCCGCUCGACAUGGCUUCCAGCCUGCGUCGACAGGUAGAGACCCCGCCAGUGUCCAGCGCAUACUCUUCCUCACCGCUCGACGCCGCGGGCUCCAGUAUAGACUCGACAGUCUCAUCAGGCAUGCGAGGGCCGGGCGCAUUCGAUCCGCGCCGACGUCCUUCAUUGGCGCACACUGCUGGAGUGCCUGGUGCGCCUGCGCGCAUGCACCCGAGCACGCUUCCGCCCAUCCACACGGGCGCCUCCAAUGCUUCCACAACGCGAUCAGGCUCGGGCUCGUCUCCACCCGUCUCGGCCGGCACAGCGACGACCAACAGCCAAGACCCUGGCUUCUCGCACCGUCCCGGUUUCGCCGAGGCGCGAGAGCGUCGUCGAUCCGCGUCGGUGGGGACGCUCAACAAGGUUGAAAGCCUUGCGCUUACCGACGCAGGCGCAGCCGAUGCGCAUCCGCCCAUCCCUACGCCUCCGCACCUCACCGGACUCGCCUCGGCGGGUGCGACGCGACCCAGCUUCCGCACCUCGGCCAGCUCUGCGCGCUCGCGCAACGGCCAGUCCACUUCGCCCGGGCUCGGCCCCGUGCGCGCUUCGUCGGAUCGUCUGUCGGAGCGCGAGCGUGCGCAUUCGGGACACGGAUCGGGCCUGCUGCGCAAGAAUCCGUCCAAUCCCACUCCCGGCCUCCAUGGUGGCAGCGGUCUCCACGCACUCUCUCCCAUGGCCAGGAGCACCAGUCCCAUGAGCCAGCUCAGCGCACCUUCACCUACGAACGACAUGGCUCGACGUGGAAGCGCCGCUAGUACCGGUGCGCAUUCGUUGGGCGCACACUCAAUGGGUCCGCGCAGCCCGGCGCCGCGAAGUCCGCUCGGCAUGCCCAUGCCUCCCUUCUCGGCCUCGGCGCCUGGCACGCCAGGACGAGAAGGUGCGCCCAUGGGGCCCGACGGCAUGUUCGCCUUCCCCGCUUCGCCCGGCUCGGCUGCCAGUCCCGGCGGCAUGGGUCAAGGCUUUGACGCGAUGGGCUUUGUGAUCGAGCCGGGUGUUGCACCCUGCCUGCCACCCACCGACGAUCCGGAGCUCCGCGAAAAGUGGAUGGCGGUGCUCAACGAGAACGACGUCGCCUCGGCCAAGAAGAGCCGCAAGGUCAAGAAGCUGGUGCGCACGGGCGUGCCUGCUUCGAUCCGCCGCGAAGUCUGGCUCUUCCUCGCCAACGCAUCCGUGCGACGCCGACCGGGCCUGUUUGAGCAGCUCUGCAAGACGUCGCAGGGAACCAAGGGCAAGCGCGGCAAGGAAGAGGCCUACGAGACCAUCGAGAAGGACCUGCAUCGCACGCUGCCCGAUCACCGCCUCUUCAUGGGCGAAAAGGCGACCGGACGGGCCGACCUCGAGGGCAUCCUCAAGUCGUACGUGCACUUCAACCCGAUGCUCGGCUACACGCAGGGGAUGGGUCUGCUGGCCGCCUUUUCGCUCAUCCACAUGCCGGCCGAGGAUGCCUUUUGGCUGCUGUGUGCGGUCCUGCGCAAUCCGCAGAUGGAGGAGUACUACUCGGCAGGCAUGAAGCAGUUGCAUGUGGACAGCGUGGUGUUCAGCAAUUUGCUGCACAGCAUGGACGCCGAGCUGCACGCGCGCUUCGAAGAGGUGGGGCUGGUCUCGAUGAUGUUUACGCCCAACUGGUUCCUGCCGCUGUUCACGCGCGUGCUGCCGUGGACGACGGUGGUGCGCGUGUGGGACGUGUUCUUCUUCGAGGGUCCGACGUGGAUGCUGCGUGUGGCGCUGGCGAUCGUGCGCAUCUUGCGCGAGCAGCUCAUGAACCGUGCCAUGUGCCCGACGGCAGGCGAGAUGCUCCAGCUGCUCCUCCAUCCGCCGCCGCACAACCUCACGGUGGACAAUGUGCUCAACUGCGCGUUCAGCGUGAAGCUCAAGGACGGCGAGAUGCGCAAGCUCAGCCGCUCGGCGUCCAAGCAGGUGCGCGAGAAGAAUGCGCCCGGCGACGCACGCGGCCGAGCCUCGCUCCGACGACCCGGCGCCAAGGCGGACCGCAGCACCAGCGCGCCCGCACGACGAUAG